UCGCUUCCCGGUCGCGCACGGAGCACCGCCGCCGCCGUGAUUACAGCGAAACGGGGGGAAGAACGAGACGAGUUGACUCCAAUCACUCUUUCUGACAUCAAAGUUACAGCAUUUCCCCGUUCCUUCCGUGCGUUUGAGUCAUGUGAGGGAGCCUGUAAUGUCCACAGAGCAGGAUAAAGAUUCAUUCUCUCUAAAACGAAACCGAGGAGGUGAAGGUGGGCUGGAUAUUUUAGGAGGUCCUGGGCUGCUGCUGGGAAGCCCUGAGAAAAAGAGACGCAAGUCGAGCACACAGGCGCCGUCCUUCUCUCCUUUGUCUGAAUAUGCGCCCCCUCCAAACCCGAGUGCGGAUCACUUAAUAGCCUCCAACCCUUUCGAUGACAAUUACAACUCGCCGUCCCUGAAGCCGCUUCCUCCUGCCAACCCUUAUUUUGGCCACUCGCACUACCCGGGGUUUAGCGGCUAUGGGCCGCCUAGGAUGCCGCCCAGGAUGCCUUCUCCAUACGGUGCUCCUUACCAAAUGCGAAACCAGCCCCAUCCUUUUUCUCCAAAUUCCAUGGGCUACAACCGGCCGCCGGGAUUUAACUACGGCCAUCCCGAAAGCCCAAAUUACGGGCCGCCGUUUGCCGGCGGCAGCAACAAUAUUAUGCACUUCAGACCAAGUCCAGGAGAGCACCCCUGUCUGAACCAAAGUAGUCCAGGUGGUCCGGUUUUCGGUCCAGAGGGAAAUCCAGCCCGGGAUGUGAGCCCGAAUCUCUCUCAGCACCAGAAUAACUUCAGGCAGUCCAGCACGCCAACGCCCAAACAGGACCUGAGUGAAGCCGUGAACAAAAGCUCCAUGCAAAACCAGAACUGUGAAGAAAACAAGACUCAGGACAACACAGCAGAGCUGAAGGCAAAAAGCGGAGCGGAAAAGCUCAACGGCGUCCUUCACCUCAGCAACGAAGCCUUGAAGAAGUCACCACGACCCGCAGACGCCCGCAGGGGCAGCAGUCACAAUAAUAAUAAAGUUCUGAACAGAAGGAGCACGUCCUCCUCGUCCGAGCCCGUCUACCCGUGCGGCAUAUGCCUGAACGAAGUGAACGAUGACCAAGAGGCCAUUCUGUGCGAGGCCUCGUGUCAGAAAUGGUUCCAUAGAGUUUGCACAGGAAUGACCGAGACGGCGUACAAUCUGCUAACGGCCGAGACGUCUGCGGUUUGGGGUUGCGACGCUUGCAUGGAGGACAAAGGAGCGCAGCUGCUCAAGACAAGAGAGGCGUCGGGACGCCGUCCGGUACCGGCGAUGGACAAUCAUGAGACUCACUGUCGUCAAAGUCCCAAUCGAUUGUUUGAACUUCCAAAGUUCUGCUGGCUCCUUUUGUUUCUACUCACCCAGAAUGCUUUUAUAAUGUUAAAGAUAAUAAAAUAUUUACUGUUUUUUUAGCGAAUCACAAAAGGAGAAAGUCUUAGGGGUUUGGGACAAGGUGAUGGUGAGUGAGUGAUUUGAAAUUAUUUUCAAAAUGUUUGGGGUUGGUAAGAUUUUAAAAUAUUAUUGUAAUAUAAUUAUUAUUAUCUUUAUUCUCUCCAAUACAACUGCGUUUUAGUGCCAUGUUAAAAAAAAAAAAAAAAAACUAAGAUUACGAGAUUAAAGUCGUAAUUCUCUCUGUUUUAUCACAAAAUACAAAUUAUAAAUGUUUCAAAUUUAUUUUAUUUCAAGUUUAUAGACCAUUUCGCUAGAUGUAAACAUACUGGUCCCGAUGCACUUCCUGUUUAUUUUUUUUUUUUUUUUUUACUUUACACAAACAUCACAAAAAAUACAACCAACAUAACAUUUGACUGGAUGAAAAUGUUACAUUAGCACCUUUAAGAUGUAUUUGUAUAUGUGAAAUAAAAAAUAAAAAAAAAACAGGAAGCGCUUCUGGACCAGUGUUGUUUACAUCUAGCGAAAUGGUCUAUAGCAAGAAAUAAAAGUGAAGGAACAUCAGUAGGCAUGGAAAAAAAAAAACAGUAUAGCUUUAAUGAAACAAAUGUCUCAUUGUAAUCAGAAAGAUGAUUGACUCGCAUGCUGCUUAAACUGAAGCGAAUACAGCGAUCUGUCAUGCCACAUUAAAGGGCAUGAAAAACACAUUAUUGUAAGACAUAUUGUUUGUAUUUCACUAUAAAACUGACAGAAUUUGAAAGCUGAGACUUUGUAAUAUCUCCGGGUGCUCUCAAUGUGCAUGCACAAUAGGUUAGAAUAUACUCUCAAAAUAUUAUAACUUUAAUCUCGUAAUUGCUAUGAAUGAAUCCUCGUAAUUUUAACUUUUUCAAAACAUUUAGACUUUCUCAAAACAUUUUGACUUUCUUCUCUUAGUAUUUCGACUUUAUUUUAGAAAUAUUUCAAGUUUAUUCUAAUAAUAUUUCGACUAUUCUCGUAAUUUCGACUUUAUUCUCAAAAUAUUACGACUAUUCUCAUAGUAUUUCGACUUUUUUCUUGUAAUAUUUCAACUUUAUUCACGACAUUUAGACUUUAUUCUUGUAAUUUCAACUUUAUUCUUGAAAUAUUUAAACUUUAUUCUUGUAAUUUUUACCUAAUUCUCAAAAUAUUUAUUCUGGUAGUAUUUCGACUUAAUUCUCUUAAUAUUUCGAUUUUAUUCUCGUAACUUCGACUUUAUUCUCUAAAUAUUGUGACUUUAUCCUCAUAAUAUUUCAACUUUAUUCUCGUAACUUCGACUUUAUUCUUGAAAUAUUAUGACUUUAUUCUCAUAAUACAGUAUUUCAACUUUAUUCUCGUAAUAUUUUGACUUUAUUGUAAUAUAUCAACUUUAUUCUCAUAACUUUGACUUUAUUCUCCAACAAUUAUGACCUUAUUCUCAUAAUAUUUCGACUUUAUUAUUGUAACUGACUUUAUGCUCAAAAUAUUUUGAUUUUAUUCUUGGAAUUUCGACGUUAUUCUCGAAAAAUUAUCACUUUAAUCUCUUAAAUCAUAGAUUUUUUUUUUUUUUUAACAUGGCACUAAAAUGGCGUUGUACACCAAGGCUACAUUUAUUUGAUCAAAAAUACAGUAAAAUUGUGAAAAAUUUUUGCAAUUUAAAACAACAGUUUUCUUUGUGAAUAUCUGUUAAAAUGUAAUUUAUUCCAGUGAUCAAAGCUGAAUUUUCAGCAUCAUUACUCCAGUCUUCAGUGUCACAUGAUCCUUCAGAAAUCAUUCUAAUAUGCUGAUUUGCUGCUCAAGAAACAUUUCUGAUGUUAAAAACAAUUGUGCUGCACAAUAUUUUUGUGGAAACUGUGAUGCAUUUUAAUUUUCAGGAUUCUUUGAUGAAUAGAAAGUUCAAAAGAACAGCAUUUAUUUGAAAUAUAAAUCUUUUGAAACAUUAUAAACGUCUUUACUGUCGCUUUUGAGUAAUUUAAUGCAUCCUGCCUGAUUAAAAGUUUUAAUUUCUUUCAAAAGAAAAAAAAUCUUACUGUCCCCAAACUUUUGAACAGCAGUGUAUUUGUUUUUGGGUUAAUUACUUCUUGUGUAGAUCUCUAAUACAAUGCAAAUUUUCGCAAAUUUCAUCUGUCCUUCAGAACCAGUGAUUUCUUUACAUCAUGUGUUUAUUUAGAAGUGGCUGGUCGGGUUGGAUAUCCUGCUUUGGUUCACUUUAAUUGUUUUAUGAAACAGCAGCCACUUAAUAUCUGUGAUUUUACUCAUGAUGGGUUUUUAUUAAUUCUUACGUUACAGCUGUAAGUCUAACAGUCAGUAUCCAGGUUUCAGAGUAACUCAAAAACACAAGCUCUUCAUUUUCCUUAUCCAAAAUGGUGUCUGUCAAAUUAGCAAUAAAAACUGCUCUGAAACCUUUACAAACAUUCAGCUAAUUUAAUAGUUCAUAUGACAGGGCCUUUUCCAAUGAAUGUAGCUGUAGAAUAUUUACUGUAGCGUAUUUUCUGAUGAGUAUCAGACAUCAUGUGUCUUGUGUAACUGUUGAGGGUACUAGCAGCAUGUAGUUUAGUCCUAGUGAGCAAUUUUCCUGGAUGUGCUGUAUUGCAUUUUGUUCCUUCUCAUUAUACUUUUUUUAAUCAGCUUGGCUCGUUGAUUGCUUUAUGAUCAAAUGAAGUGAAAAUCUUGAAUUAACAGAGCCAGAGAACAAGUUGGAUGCACUUGAUACUUUUGUAAGUUUUGUUAUCUGACAGCUUUCUUUACUGGGUGGAUGUGAGAUUAUAUUUUUUGGCCAAGAUUGAGGAGGUUUGUUACUUGAAGGCCUUAUUUCCGGGUAUGAUGCAUGAAAGAGCACAAACAGUAUAUUUAUGGAGUCAAAAACACUUUGUGCAUCAGCCCUUUUAACCAUUUGUCUCCUAAAAUUAAUUUGUUUUAUGCCUUAAUGUUCAUGGAUGAAUCUCACAAAAUCUUAAAAAAAAAAAAGUGCAGGUCAUAUCUCACUUCAAAGAAAUGAAUUUAAAUUAAAUAAAAAAAUAACAAAUUAAGUAAGUAUUUCCUAUAGAAAAUAAACAUUGUAAUUGAAUUAAUUUUAAUUAAUAAAAAAUAACAAAACACCAUUGAUAAUAAUAAUAAUUAUUAUUAAAAAAAAUAAAUAAAAAAUACCUGAACAUGUUUUUGUUAGAUUCACCCAUAUAUCAUCUCAAAUGCAUUACUUUAAUUUUUUUUUCUCUUAGAAUUUUUUUUUUUUUAAAUCCACAUUAAAAUCAGAGAAUGUCGUCUUCCAUUGAGCUGGGAAACAUUGUGGCAUCGUGAAUGUAAACUUCAUGUCUUGCUCUCUGCCUUUUGAUUUUCCAGAUGUUUCCACACAAAUAUACUUGAGUGUUUACUCACCGUAUUCUUUUAUAUAACAGUGCCAAUCACAAAACUCACUGAUCUUGUUUCAUUUGUUAAGCAAGAUCGUGUAAACAAUCGUAGUGUAUUUCCCUACCAUUUAUUAAAAAAAGCACUUGUUGUGACAAACUCAUGACAAUGUUCAUGUUAGUAAUAAUGCGUCUGAAGGACAAAAUAAUGUAGGAGCAAUUAUUGUAUAAUUGGCCACAUUAGACUGUUGACCCCUGGUGCCUUACAUGUGUUUUUAUUUUUAAAAAAGAUAUUUAGAUCUGAAGCUGAUGGCAUUGUGUAUUGAAUCACUUACACGCUUAUCAAUAUGAGGUGAGAAUAAUUGUGCAACUAAUUUUAUAACAGGACAAUGAAUGUACGGAGCCAAUAAACUGUAAAUAACGAACAAUAUGAAGUGAAUAAAUUUGUUUAAUCCUCGCAACCGAGCUGGUACAGCGCAUACAGUUUACUGAAUGUAAAUUAAGGUUGUCUUGUGUGAUGUAACUCAUAUUUCUCUGUGAAAACGAGUCUUGUUUAAUAGAGAAACCUCGGCAAAGCCAUAAUUCAGAUGUAUUAUUCAGCUGUUUCAGUCUCACUUCGAAUCGCGUUUAAAUAAAACUGAUUUUAAAAAGA
Messenger RNA from Labeo rohita (rohu), 5386 nucleotides. RefSeq names its product dynein axonemal assembly factor 4. Lineage: Eukaryota; Metazoa; Chordata; Actinopteri; Cypriniformes; Cyprinidae. Gene Ontology annotation, molecular function: nuclear estrogen receptor binding. The coding region runs from base 158 to 1420 and encodes 420 amino acids. The transcript has 3 exons. Gene Ontology annotation, biological process: cilium movement; inner dynein arm assembly; outer dynein arm assembly. The record is from RefSeq and is a predicted model, not a curated record.